Molecule: messenger RNA, 3020 nt
Organism: Dama dama (fallow deer)
Lineage: Eukaryota; Metazoa; Chordata; Mammalia; Artiodactyla; Cervidae
Gene: BCAS1
Product: brain enriched myelin associated protein 1
Exons: 13
Coding region: 226-1932 (568 amino acids)
Biological process (GO): myelination
Source: RefSeq, a predicted model, not a curated record
GGACGAGGAAGCAAAGGGCAAGGGGCCCGGCUCAGCUGGCAGCCUGGCCCUGGGCAGCGGCAGCUGGACUCACGGCGCUCCACGCGGACGCAGCUCCAGGAGGCACCGAGGACAGCAGGCGUUCCCACGGGGCUGGCAGGCAAGUUAAUAGUCUCAAGAUCAAAGUGACAUCCACGAGAGCUGAGGGGACCCAGGCAGGGGACACCUACUGACGUGCUCAGAACAAUGGGUAACCAAAUGAGUGUUCCCCAAAGAGUUGAAGGCCAAGAGAAUGACCCGGAAGCAGACACUCACAAGGUCGCGUCUGGAGACGCGUGUGGUCAAAACGGCCUGCCGGUCAUGAUAUCCGCCCGCCCGGUGCAACCCUACGAGGAAGUCGAUCUGGGAGCCGGCGUCCGGGAGGAUACUGUGGCCGCUUCUUCCCCCGAGACAAUGGAGACCGGCGCGGCUGCGGAGGCCAACGGCGAGAGUCUUGGGAAGGAGGCCAAACCCCGGGCACCAGCUGCUAAAUCUCGUUUUUUCUUGACACUCUCUCGGCCUGUACCAGGGCGUACCGGAGACCAAGCCACGGAUUCAUCCAGCGGGUCCGUGCGGCUUGAUGUCAGCUCCGAUAAAGCUCCAGGAAACAAAGGCCCGAGUGAGCCCAUGGCGCUUCCGUUGGCAGCUGCACCCGGGCCCGGCCCGGAUAAAACCCCGGGGCAGACCCCGGCCCAGGCGGAGGGCCUCCCUGCCAGCCCUGGGCCGGAGCAGCCUCCGUCUGCGGCCGGGGCAGCAGCCCCCACCAAGCCCAAGGACGCCGGCUUCUUGGACAAACUCUUCAAGCUGGACAAGGGACGGGACAAAGCCCCCGUGGACCUCCCCCAGGAGGCUGAGAGCACGGAGCGCCCUCGCCCCGCCGCCGAGGUCCCUGGGUUACCCACGCAGGCCGAGGAUGGCCCUGCAGAGACGGACAUAGUUGACGGCGAGGGAAGGGGAGGACAGGAAGUCCCAGCUGUGAGUCGAUCUGUCCCCGGGGACCGUGAGCAGCUGGAAGUUGCAAAGGACACCCAGGCAGAGGACAGCUCCAUCAUGAGCUUCUUUAAAACCCUGGUUUCACCUAACAAAGCUGAAACAAAAAAAGAUCUGGAAGACACGGGCGAGGAAAAGUCACCCGCCCCUUCAGCCAACCUCAAGUCAGACAAAGCCAACGUUCAGCUCCAGGAGCCCCAGGGGGCCGCCAAGAAUUCUACAUCGGCUGAAACAGCGAAGGAGGGUGCGAAGGAAAAAGGGGGCCCCAGCUCUCUGCCUCUGGGCAAACUGUUCUGGAAAAAGUCAGUUAAAGAGGAUUCAGUCCCCACAGGUGCAGAGGAGAAUGUGGUGUGUGAAUCACCAGUAGAGGCUGUAGAGUCUGAGGAAGUAGAAGCAGCCUUACAAACAGUGGAUCUCAGCGAAGAAGGAGAGCGUACACCUCAGCCUGCAGAAGAGACGCCCAGAAGAGGAGACCGCAAAGCCUCGAGGCCCUCCCUGCUGGCGCUCCUCAGACAGAUGUCAGUGAAAGGGGAUGGAGGGAUCACCCACUCUGAAGAAAUAAAUGGGAAAGACUCCGGCUACCAAACCUCGGACCCCACGGAGAAGGUGGUCGCUCCGCCACAGCAGGAAGCGGCAGCUACGGGCCAGAAGGGCAAAGAGGGCCCGUCCAAGGACAAGAAGGCAGCCGCGGAGACCAACAAGCAGAAGGGCAUCAAGCAGGAAGCCAAAGAGCCGGCCCCAGGCGUGGAGCCAGCCAACGUGGAGGCGAACUCGCUGCCGAACGGGGACAAGUCCCAGAAGAGACCCGAGAAGCGGCGGCAGUCCCUCGGGGGAUUCUUCAAGGGCCUGGGACCGAAGCGGAUGUUGGACGCUCAAGUGCAAACAGACCCCGUGUCCAUCGGACCAGUGGGCAAAUCCAAGUAAACAAAUCUUCACGGCUCCCAUCAGGUUCCGCGACCGAGAUGUCUCCUCCCGACUCAUCUCCCCCCAAACCCUCUCCAUGUGUAUAUUUUUUUCUUCUGAUGGCCAUCCAAUGAAAGUCUGCCUCCGAGCUAAGCCUGAGCUGCUGUAUAUUGAGGUGUAUUAUUUGCGUCUCUGGUCCAGUCUUCCCCGGUAAAUAACUGUAACGAUGGCUGAGCAGGUUAACCGGCCAGGUCCGAAGAUGCGCACCCCGCCGGGUGGGGGAGGGGCAGAGGACUGCAUUCCGGCUACGUUAGAAAAAAGGCCAGGGGCAAGUAAGUUGCAAGAGGGAAAAGACUGCUGGAAGGAAUUAGGCUUUGUAGUCUAGGCGUGCUCAUCCUCUCGGCUUGAAGAGGAGAGGCGAAAAUCCAUUUGUUUAAGUUCACGUUUCAAGGAGGGAGAACGUGGGCUGUGGGUUGUUGGGAGGUUGCCAAUUUUCUGGAAUGGAAUGUGUGGGGAAUGACAAAGGAAUGGAUGAGUUGUUUUUCAAAUAGGGUCCUUGAACGUUAUUGACGAGAGCGAAAAGACUGACUGGAGAGGCCUUGACAUGAUUUGGAAAAACAAUUGCUUUUUGAGGCUCAGUGACAAGGGCGAGGAUUACAACUUCAAAAAAAAAAACAAAACCCCAAACCAAACCAAAUAAAAGACGUUGCUAGUUUAUUUUUGAAACACUAGGGGGCGCCAAGUUCUCCUUUUCGUCCCGCAUCCCGUAUCCCUAACAAAGAUUUGGUCUCUGCAAUCUUACAUUAUUAAUGUUUCUCAGAUGGCUGAGGGGCUUGCUUCAUCUGUUCUGUCUGACACUUAUCUCAAGUCUGUCUGUAAUUUCCUAAUGUUCUCAGGAUGUGCUCUGAUAAAACCCUCCCAUAACCCUAGUUAAUAAUAAAAAUUUACAGAUUAUUCAAAUACCUGAGUUUUUUUUUAAUACUUGUACAGAGGAGUACAUAGGACCAUGGUGUAUUAAAAUGUAGUUCAAAACCCAGCCAUAUGAUCGACUGAUAUCGUGUAUACUGUAUCUUUUUCUGAUUUAAUAAAAAAAUACAUUGACAUCUAAA